AUGUUGAAUCUUCAGACUGAGCUUCUCCUGAGAAUCUAUCAGCUAAUCAUCCAAGGAGAAGCUGUAAGAGCUGAGGCAACAACCAACCGGACCACCGUCUCCCACCGUCUCCCACCGAGACUAUUCGCCACCGACCGUUUCCCGAGUGGACGCCAUAACAUUUACUCGAAGCCAGAGCUUCUUGCUUUCAUCCGUCAUGUUCUUCGCGACACUGAAGAGUUCAAGUAUAUUAGAAGCUCUUGCUUCGGGAAGCUAUUUGACCUCCCAGCGCGUCAGUGUCCGUCUUCGGGUAAAUUGAUACACGCCAUGUUGACCAGACAGCUAGUCUGUGGAGACAAACACACACUUUGGUCUGUUUUCGGAAGCGAUCCAAUCAAGUUCGGCCUCCAGAAAUUUGGCACCAUUACCGGUUUGCCUUGUGGAGCUUUCCCUGUUGGAUACACCCUUGAUAAAGAAGAUCAGUCUACAGCAAACAAAGACUCUGAUUGGAUCAAGUUGAUAGGCAAAAAGAGAUUCACAACCAUUGCUGAUUUGCGUCACAAGCUAGAGACCGACAGACACAUGCCGGGGCGAAAGAAGCUACAACUUGCUUUGAUAAUAAUAGUCGAUGGUGUCCUCAUUGCUCAUCAACAGACGCCACGCCCUACUCUGAAGUACGUUAGAAUGGUCCAAGACGUUGACGCUUUCUGCUCACACCCUUGGGGUAGAGAGUCUUUUAUCAAGACUAUUGAUUGCAUGAAACCUCAGAAGUUCGUCCCUUUGAAAUGUGAAGACCCAAUCGGAGCAAUGGUUCAGCUCCUCAAGCAGGAGUCAUUGAGGCUUAUAGGAUUCCCCCUUGCACUACAACUCCUUUCAUACCAGGCGGUUCCAAAACUACAGUCAACAGUUCCAAUCCCGUAUGAUUCUCGUACAAUUAUGGACCUAGACGGCCCCAAUCUUCCUUUCUACCCAGCUCCCAGCGCCAUCGAUAUUAUAAGGGUUGAAGCCGACCCUGAUCUUCAGGUCACAUCGUUGAUACCAAUACAUAGCCAACCACAACCUGGAUGGGGAGUUUGGCCUGAUGUCUCCAACGACGACCGUGUGUCAUACAUGGAGCAACUUAUAGCCGACCAUCGCCCCUUCACGAAGGACCUUUGGCAUGGUGGAGUCACAUCUGAGCCCUUUAUCACUACUACUACAAACGAUGAAGAUCAGCCCAAAGCUAAGAAGACCAAGCCGGAAGCACCUCCCAAAAAUGCCAACAAGCCAAAACCACUCACCAAAAAAGUUCUCAAAGCAAGGAAGACAUCAAAGAAAAAAGACACGGUCCGUAAGCAGAGACGCAUCAGUAGCUACUUUCAUGCCGCGGCUCCUUCCAGCACAUCAGAAGACAAAAUCCUCGAGCUCCUCUCUGGAAUUUCAGAUCAAGUCACCAAGCUUCAGAAGGAGUCAAAGCUGCUUCGCAAAAUGCUUAAGCGCAAGAAGACUACAACUUAUUCAAAGCGAUCUGCCUUCAACACUCUUCUCGGAGAAGGAUUGGUAAAGAAAGGCAACAAUGCUGUUGCACACAAAGGAUGUCAAACUGAACCAACAAACGUCAACAUUCCUGUCUCUUCACACGAUGUAUGCCACACCCACACGGAGCCAAAAACUGAUUCCUCUCACCAUACGGUAGUCUUAUUUAUACGCUACUUCUUGUAG
Brassica napus (rape) is the source of this 1680-nucleotide messenger RNA. RefSeq lists its product as uncharacterized. The transcript has 3 exons. Bases 1 to 1680 code for a protein of 559 amino acids. Lineage: Eukaryota; Viridiplantae; Streptophyta; Magnoliopsida; Brassicales; Brassicaceae. The record is from RefSeq and is a predicted model, not a curated record.